AUCAGUGCUAUGUGUGCCGUUGUUACGAUAGCGCACACAGAACAUCUUCGAUUUCACAACGUUUUGGUUUAUAAAAAGGCAAAUCUUUUUAAAAGUCUUCAGAAACCGAUUUUAUUCACUGCAAAAAAAAAAAAAUGGUUAAAGUUGUAGCUUUUUACGUGUUGGCUACCUUUUUGGUCAGUUUCAACUACGGAAAUGUUGUUCCACCCAUCAGCAGAGAUAACCAGAUUUUCCCCACCUGUGUGGAAUACAUUUUUGUUGACAAAGAGAUCGUGAUCGACGGUCCGUUUAACGAAAAUUGUAUUUUGCAAUUUGAAACACAAGAGGAUCGUAUUCUGGCGUUCACCGUCGUCGAUGGGGACAUGAAAGAAACAGAAAAAUUUUUAUCCAUUCAUGACGGUAUCGACAGCAAGGCUCCCGUUCUCCUUGUAGAGAACCGGAAGCUUCUUGAACUUUCCAACCAGGAUUUGCCAACUACCGUGUACACGUCUCAAUCCGAAGCAGUUAUCCGGUUUACCAAGAAGCCAACUUCAAAUCUAAAAUUAAAAAUCCAGAAGGCCGUCCGAUGCGCUUUCAAUUUGGGAAUCGACAGCCAAUGUGGUCGAGUAGUUGACGAGGUUUCCUGUUACUGCGCUACAUUCGUCAACAGAAAUCAUCCAGAUCAGACAAUGUUUUGUGUCGACCAUAACAUGAAGUUGGUUUCCUUCGAAAAUCGAACAGAAGAGGAGCUCGUUCAAGCCGCUUGGGGAACAGAAGUUUCAUAUUGGACUUCUCUGACGGAUACUCGUCGCGACGGAACUUGGCUGUGGGAGAGCUCGAUGACCGUUCCUGCUGAUUACACCAAUUGGUAUCCUAAAAGACCCAACACGGCCGUUAACAACGUUGACGACUGCAUGGCGUAUGGUGGAGCAACUUAUUUGACCUUCUGGGGCGAUCUGGCUUGCACAACGAUGGCUCAUGCAAUCUGCGAAGCUCAGCCAUAAUUUGUUGCCAAUAAUCAGCUUUACCAGUUAAUUUACCCGCUUACAAGCAAAUACAACUAUGAAUAAUGCAA
This is a messenger RNA of Daphnia pulex (common water flea), 1054 nucleotides long. RefSeq names its product CD209 antigen-like protein D. The coding region runs from base 135 to 983 and encodes 282 amino acids. Gene Ontology annotation, cellular component: external side of plasma membrane. The transcript is spliced from 6 exons. Lineage: Eukaryota; Metazoa; Arthropoda; Branchiopoda; Diplostraca; Daphniidae. Gene Ontology annotation, biological process: biological process involved in interspecies interaction between organisms. The record is from RefSeq and is a predicted model, not a curated record. Gene Ontology annotation, molecular function: carbohydrate binding.